AUGAGAGAUGGAGGGAAACGUGAUUGGUGGAGAGUUGCUUGGAACAAGAUGAAUAUCCCAAAACAUAAUUUCAUAUACUGGUUGGCUAUGCAUGGAAGACUACAGACCAAAGGGAGGCUGGUCGAGAUGGGGAUCUGCCAAGACAAUCUAUGCUGCCUAUGUGGAAGUUGUCCGGAAACUAUUGAGUAUCUAUACUUUGAUUGCAUAUUCUCAAGAACAUGUCUUGAGAUGAUACUUCAGUGGCUAAAGAUCAAGGUAAAUAACACAGAGAUGGCAGGGAUGUGGAAAAGAAUGGCAAGAUGGGCAAGAGGUAAGAUCAGUAGGGGAGUCAUUUGGGCAGUACUUGCUGCUUUGGUGUAUCAAAUAUGGAAUGCCAGGAAUGGGACAUGUUGGAGUCAAGCAGUGCCAAGUCCUCUGGUGGUGAUCAAGCAAAUCAAGGGGGAAAGCAAAAUCAGAGUGUUUGAUAUAUUACAUAGGAAACAAGAUGUAAAGAUUGGAAAUGGAUAG
Messenger RNA from Lycium ferocissimum, 507 nucleotides. RefSeq lists its product as uncharacterized. Bases 1 to 507 code for a protein of 168 amino acids. Lineage: Eukaryota; Viridiplantae; Streptophyta; Magnoliopsida; Solanales; Solanaceae. The record is from RefSeq and is a predicted model, not a curated record. The transcript has a single exon.